AAUUAAUAGAAGAUGGCAAAGCCCAGCCACAGCAGCUAUGUCCUUCAGCAGCUAAAUAACCAAAGAGAAUGGGGUUUUCUCUGUGACUGUUGUAUUGCAAUCGAUGACAUUUACUUUCAAGCACACAAAGCCGUUCUAGCUGCCUGUAGCUCCUAUUUUAGAAUGUUUUUCAUGAACCAUCAGCACAGUACUGCACAACUGAAUCUCAGCAACAUGAAAAUCAGCGCAGAGUGUUUUGAUCUCAUUUUGCAAUUUAUGUAUUUAGGAAAAAUUAUGACAGCUCCCUCCAGUUUUGAGCAGUUUAAAGUGGCAAUGAACUACUUACAGCUGUACAAUGUUCCUGACUGCUUAGAAGACAUACAGGACGCAGAUUGUUCAAGUUCAAAAUGUUCCUCUUCUGCUUCUAGCAAACAGAACAGCAAAAUGAUAUUUGGGGUAAGAAUGUAUGAAGAUACUGUGGCUAGAAAUGGCAGUGAAGCCAACAGGUGGUGUGCAGAGCCAAGUUCAACAGUGAACACACCACAUAAUAGAGAGCCUGAUGAAGAGUCUUUACAAUUAGGUAAUUUUCCUGAACCACUGUUUGAUGUAUGUAAAAAAAGUUCUGUGUCCAAAUUAUCUACUCCAAAAGAACGUGUGUCGCGACGCUUUGGACGGAGUUUUACCUGUGACAGCUGUGGAUUUGGCUUUAGCUGUGAAAAGUUACUAGAUGAGCAUGUGCUAACCUGUACAAACAGACAUUCAUACCAAAACACGAGAUCUUACCACAGAAUCGUAGAUGUUAGAGAUGGAAAAGACAGCAACAUCAAAGCUGAAUUUGGUGAAAAAGAUUCUUCAAAAGCAUUUUCUGCACAGACAGACAAAUACAGAGGAGACACAAGCCAGACUGCUGAUGAUUCAACUUCAACAACUGGAAGCAGAAAAAGUAGCACAGUGGAGUCAGAAAUGGCCGGUGAAGAGAAAAGCAGAGCAGCUGAGAGGAAAAGGAUCAUCAUCAAGAUGGAGCCAGAAGACAUCCCUACAGAUGAAUUGAAGGACUUUAACAUUAUUAAAGUUGCUGAAAAAGACUGUAAUGAGUCCACUGACAAUGAUGAACUGGAAGAUGAACCCGAAGAGCCAUUUUAUAGAUACUAUGUUGAAGAGGAUGUCAGCAUUAAAAAAAGUGGUAGGAAAACUCUAAAACCUCGGAUGUCAAUAACUGCUGAUGAAAGGGGUGGCUUAGAAAAUAUGAGGCCCCCUGACAACAGCAGCCCAGUACAAGAGGAUACUGAAAAUGCAUCUUGCGAGCUGUGUGGGCUCACGAUCACUGAGGAGGACCUGUCAUCGCAUUACUUAGCUAAACACAUUGAAAACAUCUGUGCAUGUGGUAAAUGUGGACAGAUACUUGUGAAGGGCAGGCAGUUGCAGGAACAUGCCCAGAGGUGUGGGGAGCCCCAAGAUCUGACCAUGAAUGGGUUAGGAAACACCGAGGAGAAAAUGGACAUGGAAGAGAAUCCUGAUGAGCAGUCUGAAAUAAGAGAUAUGUUCGUUGAAAUGUUGGAUGAUUUCAGGGACAAUCAUUACCCGAUAAACAGUAUCCAAAAAAAGCAGUUAUUUAAACAUUCUGCCUGUCCUUUUAGAUGUCCUAAUUGUGGCCAGCGUUUUGAAACUGAAAAUCUAGUGGUUGAGCAUAUGUCUAGCUGCCUAGAUCAAGAGAUGUUUAAGAGUGCCAUCAUGGAAGAAAAUGAAAGAGAUCACAGACGAAAGCAUUUUUGUAAUCUGUGUGGAAAAGGAUUUUAUCAGCGGUGUCACUUAAGAGAACACUAUACUGUUCAUACUAAGGAAAAACAGUUUGUUUGUCAAACAUGUGGAAAGCAGUUUUUAAGAGAACGUCAGUUGCGACUGCACAAUGAUAUGCACAAAGGCAUGGCCAGUGGUGAAAUAGGGCCUUCUAAACCUGUGGAGAAGUGAGAUCUGAAUUGGCGAGGACAUGGGGAAGAAUCAAUCUUCAACAGAUAAUCUUUAAGUGCAGACCCAGGAAUAGCAGAUCUGAAGUGGCACCAUCUUUCUGUCUUCCUGACAAACGUCAUCAACCCCAAAAGUUCCAGUUGCAAAGAUUCAAGAAAACUCAAUAAAGAUCACUUUGGAAUCACUUUGUCAUAACAAAACUGAUUCAUGGUGACUCUCCUAAUAUUUGUGGAAAAUUACUACAGAAAAAGUAACUAGAAAAUUCAUAUGACAUCAGUGGUUAAAGCUACACUAAAAUGAAACUUGAUAUGCUAAUUAUCUUCAAAAAUCCUUUCUAAAAUAACAGGGCUUGCUAGGCUACUAUAGAUAUAUUUAUAAAGAGAUAAUCACAAAUCUGUAUAAACAUAUAUAAUUCUAAACUUAAAAUAACUAGACAUAUAGCUCAUAUAUUAUGAAAUGUAGUUAGGCAAUUUAAAAAGUUACAUCCAAAAAUGUGUAGUUUAGAGUGUAAGAAUAAAUGGGUACAAAGAAAAAAAUUUUAAGGUCAACAUUUUAAGAUAGUCUAGUCAUUACUGACUGUAAUAUAACACUUGCCCUUCUUCCUUCUCUACUGUGUAUUUCAGUCUCGUAUUUGAUUAUUAAUAUUAAUGAAGCUCUCUUAAAUCCGUUAACAUGAAGGAAAAACAGAACUGGUAUUGCUUCAAUAGUGGCAGCUUUUCACAAACCAUACGUGCAUUGUUUUCUUUGGAACUUAGCAAUAUAACCUAAUACAGCAGAAUUAAUUUCUGUUAAACAUUUAUUCUCAGUAGUAAUGUAUAAUGCCAUGCUUCUCAGCUUUCCAAUUUCUAGAUAACAUUUAACUAAGUUUUGAAUGAAACCAUGGUUUGUUUUUAAAAACCUUUCAUGGAGAAGUUAAAUAUUUGGUGAGAUUUUAACCUGGCUACAAAUGCUUUGUUUUAUAAACAUAUGUACAUACACACAUUUAUUACCAUAUGAGUCUUAUAGCCAAAUUAUGUGUUACUGUGAAUAUACUUGUAUAUUUACUUCUGGUUAAUUAUGUACCCAGUUCCUUAUUAUUAUCAUUUUGUUUCUUGUCCAAUAUCAAGAUGUCAUAUAUUUUCAGAAAUGCUUACAUAUUUAUUUUUAUGAGAAUUUCUUCAAAUGCUUUAAUAAGAAGUUGCACAAAGAGAUCUUAGAGUACUUUAUAUUUAAAAGGUACAAUGAAUUACAUUCAGAAGUAGUUAAAUUUCAGUUCUUAGAGUAUACUUAAUAGUAUAUGCAGAAGUUAUGCCAUUUAAAAACCCUGUCUAUAAAGGAGGAUGAUAACCUGAAUAUUCAUUCUAAUAACUAGACUAACUGAAAGUCAGAGUUAAUUACAAUGUGGAUUGGGGGGAUGGGAGAGAAGGGAGAAGAGGAAAUCCACUAAAGAGUUUAAAUACUUGUGAAUUCAGCUGCUUUAAGAGAAAACGAAUAAGCCUAGGGAAAUAUUAGAGUCUAAAGAACACUUGAGUUAAUCUCUUUUGAGAAUAUGAGAAAGCAUAUAGAACUGCAGACAUGCACAAGUAAGUAGGAAACAGAAAAGACUACUACCAAUAACGAUGAAAGGUGCCAGAUCAAUAUAGUAAUGACUCAACAAAUAAUUUUUGAUUGAUUGGUAGCAUUAAAUUUAAGAAAGAAAAAUGGCUUAAAUUUUGACUGUACGAAUGAUAAAUGUAAUGAAUUACAAUAAUUAUAAAUGCAUUGUAUAAUAUGACUAUUCUCUGUAUAUAAUAUAAAAUGGAAUUACUGAGUUUGUUACUUUUUUUAAUCCAUUACUUUUACCUAAUAAAAUUUCCUCCUCUAUGUUGUGAAGUUAAAUUGUCUGUAUACUAUAUUUAUUUAUACUGUAUGUUUUUCAAUGUGGUCUUUUAAAAAAUGAUUAGUGUGAAAAUUAUGAAUUCUUCCCAUUCUUUAAUACCACAAUAAUAAAGUAUCUGAUGUUGCUAAA
This is a messenger RNA of Carlito syrichta (Philippine tarsier), 3931 nucleotides long. RefSeq names its product zinc finger and BTB domain containing 1 (gene ZBTB1). The record is from RefSeq and is a predicted model, not a curated record. Gene Ontology annotation, molecular function: protein binding. Lineage: Eukaryota; Metazoa; Chordata; Mammalia; Primates; Tarsiidae. Gene Ontology annotation, biological process: regulation of immune system process; regulation of cytokine production; negative regulation of transcription by RNA polymerase II.